Messenger RNA from Nematostella vectensis (starlet sea anemone), 1941 nucleotides. RefSeq lists its product as uncharacterized. The record is from RefSeq and is a predicted model, not a curated record. The coding region runs from base 129 to 1367 and encodes 412 amino acids. NCBI's taxonomy places the organism in Eukaryota, Metazoa, Cnidaria, Anthozoa, Actiniaria, Edwardsiidae. The transcript has 5 exons. Gene Ontology annotation, biological process: interstrand cross-link repair. Gene Ontology annotation, cellular component: Fanconi anaemia nuclear complex.
UGUUUUAACCGAGCACUCACUCCAGUCUUUAGGCGCCAUCUUUGAUAAAGAAAAUAGUGGAGGCUGUGACUCAUAAAAAGGAAAUUACCUUCACAAUAGCAUGAAGCUCUAGAGAUGACAGCUAGGCGAUGGAGGAGGUAAUAAAGAACACGCAUGCGUAUGUUGACGUCCUUGUCAUGGCGAGGGGAGACGCCGUCAUCACUUGGGAGAAAGAAACUUUCGAAAGAGCGUUCAAGUGGGCCAGAUACUUUGAAGGGGUUUAUACCAAGCUUAAAUCCAAGCCUGCUUUAGCAGAAAAGUUAAACAAAUAUCUCAAUAAUUUUAACAAAACAGAAUCAGUCUUUCUUGGAAAUCUGAAGCUAACAUUCAAAAGUCUUCAAAUAUCUGGAAAAAUAUUAAAACAGUUUUUACUUCAAAAUCCUCAUAUUAGUAGUGAACAGUUCCCAUUAGUAAUCAUGUUGUAUAGCGUGAUUAUUGGAGGAGCAAAUGAGCAGGACACAACAGUUCUUACGGAGGAUUUAGUGAGGAUAUGCCAACUUAAAGGUUGUACAAGUGUGCUGACUGACAUGCGCUGCAAGCUUUCUGAUGAUCUUCUGGUAAUGACAAAGAGGAAUGAUGAGCAGUCUGAUGGCCAUUCAUCUGAUAAUGAAUACCGAUAUAACACUGCAAGGGGAUUACAGUGGGCAGACAUUGGAUGCUUGACUGUUGAUGAUGUUGGAAUCAUGUCUCUUGCUGAGAUGCUGUUUAACUAUGUAUAUCACAACUUGACAUGUUCAGGAAAAGAUGUGAAGUCCCUACAAAAGAAGCUACUCCAUUUUGCCAGCCAGGCUAAUGGGCUACAGGUUAUCGCUUCAUGUCUAGCUUUUAUUCCAGCUGGCAUACAACAACUCUCCCAAGCUGGACCAGUGCAUAAGUUUCUGCUCAACUUCCUUGAAGGUUAUCUCUGUAACACUAGUGUGGCUGCAAACUUUUGGCAGCUUCCCCUGAGGAUAUUAUCACGUGUCUCAUUUAAAUAUGAUAGCAUCUUGAAUAUGCAUCUCAAUCAUCUGCUUGGGUGGGGCCAGCAUAUGAUACCUGUCAUCAGUCUACAGCAAUGUGGCAACACAAGAACAAAGUCUUGUCAAGUUUAUCAGUGGAGGUACAAAACCUCUAAUGAAAUGACACAAGGAGGGUUGGACAAUUUGGAGAGAGCAAAAACAUUUGAGGCAUUAGUUGAACAUUUCAGGGCACUAACAGAUGGGCCAGAUUACGUCAAGAGACGCUGUCGCAAUGCCAUUCAAGAUGUGCAGAGGGAAGCUCUUUUAUCUUGUGGCUCUAACAAGCUUGGUGCUAGCAUAUGGGCUGACUUAGAGAAAGCUCUUCUUUGAUGAGUGGGAAUAACAAUAAGAAAAGGAGAAACUUUUACUCUAAAUGGAUCAAUAUAGUGGAGAAACAUAAAAAAAUGUUGCAAUAUCUGUGAAAAAGUGGGGGUUUGAGCCCCUAACAAUCAGAACUCUCUCUAGAAUAUGUCAAAAUAGAAAUAAACAGUCAUGUACCGUAAUUGCCCAAAUAAGUACUGGGGUGCUUAUUUGGCAGGCUAGCACAAACUUUGAGAGUUGGUAGGUAUAUACCAUAAAAUUAAUAAAAUUACGAUAAUAAGCCCCAGGGCUUAUACUUUUCAAAGGCCCUUUUUGGGGGGGCUUAUAUUUGGGGGGGGGGUGCUUAUAUUCGCGGGGGCUUAUUAUUUGAUGAAUUUUUGCAUCUGUCUGAAACAUUGACCAUAUAUAACUGUGUUCAUGGCCCAGUUUUUUGGUAAAAAUAUUAUUCAAACACAACAGACUUUGAUCGUUGAUCAAACAUCGGCUACGAAAAGGACAAUAAGAAAAGACUUUAUUAAAGGUUGUAACUAGAACAACUUGAGAACAAAUAAUGUUGAAAUAAAACAGUAAUUACUUGUUCAAA